Messenger RNA from Ostrinia furnacalis (Asian corn borer), 1477 nucleotides. RefSeq lists its product as uncharacterized. The coding region runs from base 110 to 1357 and encodes 415 amino acids. The transcript has 6 exons. NCBI's taxonomy places the organism in Eukaryota, Metazoa, Arthropoda, Insecta, Lepidoptera, Crambidae. The record is from RefSeq and is a predicted model, not a curated record.
CAUUAGCGUAAAAAAACUUGCGCGGUUGUUUGUUGGGUAGUUUCGUGAUAAAAAUAAUUAUUAUUUAAUUCCCAAAAUUUUUGAUUGCGUAUAGCCUUUACUAAUUAAAAUGCCUUUUGUGUUCGUCACAGGAUUUCCUAGGGAGACAAAACUAGUUCCAAACUUCAGAAAAUACUUCCGAUCAGCACGCCUACCGCGUUACUGGAUAACCAAAGUGAUUGACAAUCCGACCGAGCAAGCAGCUCUGAUUGAUUUCCAAUCUUUCGGGGACGCUCUUAAGGCCGAGCAAUAUAUCAACUCUGUGCCUUUCGUAAAAAGUACUACCUGCUAUAACUUAACGGCUAGAAUAACUAAUUCUGAAGAUGAUACGUUCAGCUCGAGUAAUCAAUACGAUGGACAAUAUGAGUACAGAAGAAGCCGUUCACGCGAACACAGCCUUGAAAGCUACGGUUAUAGCCGUUCAAGUGAUCGGGACAGGUCACGAAGUCCGUUUGAAGAUCCGUCAAAACUUGACUUGGAACUGGAACUUAUAAGGAAGAAGAGACUUUUGAUUGAAGAAGAAAGAAGAUUGUUGUUGGAAAAACAGAAGUUGCAGAUGAUGAAGGAGUAUGGGGCUAAUGCUUGCGAAGAGUUGGAUGUGAAACCAAAAAUAGAAUUUGGAGCUGGAAAAUCGACAUUGUUCAAUUCCCACAUAGAAAUGGAGAGAGACCAGAGGAAUCGGGACAUGUUGCUCCGCCCGCACUGGACUGGGAAGCCCGAGCCGAGGAGCCGGGCGCCCCGGUUCUCCGCGGAGCAGAGACCCUUGGACCACAUCCCUCAGUUCAUUCUCCCAGUCAAAAUAAUCUUGAAAUCGAUGAAAACUGCCAUCAAAAAUGAAGCUCCAGAUCUGCACGAGAGAAAUAUCCUGACUAAAAUGAUCGGCGGCAACUUACGCCGAAGAUUUGCGAUCGUUCUUGAAAACAGGCCGUAUACACCGUCAGACAAGAUAGUGCAGUUGUACAGGCAGCAGUACCCUAUGUCUACAGACAGGGAGUUGAUAAAGAAAACGUAUCAGGACGUCAAGGCGUGCCACUGGCCAAAAAGGCAAAAGUCUCAGAAGACUCUUGAUAAAAUCGCUAGAAGGAAAUUCGAGAAAAUGCAAGCAAAGCAAAUUGUCGACGGUGUCGAUUCCGAUACGCCAGGUACAUCAACCGAUGCAGCAGCUGUCGACGUGAAACCUGACCCAGACUUGGUAGUGAAAGAAGAGAAACCCAUUGAGGACCCCGUACUCCGCCUUGAUGGGUGGGGCGGUGUAAAUGAUGACUUUGACAAGAAUGGAACAGAGUGGAUCAAUGAUGGUGAAGGAAGCUUGGAAUGAUCGCUAAGCAGAACUUUAAGAAUAAGUGCAUCAAAUAUUUUAAGUGAUUGUGUAAUGUGCUAAUGUGAAUUGAUUGAACUAUACAGGAAUAUAGAUUAUUAAAAAACUUUGUUUCUUAAA